This is a messenger RNA of Lycium ferocissimum, 520 nucleotides long. RefSeq names its product protein CYSTEINE-RICH TRANSMEMBRANE MODULE 9-like. The transcript has 3 exons. Bases 89 to 307 code for a protein of 72 amino acids. Gene Ontology annotation, cellular component: plasma membrane. The record is from RefSeq and is a predicted model, not a curated record. NCBI's taxonomy places the organism in Eukaryota, Viridiplantae, Streptophyta, Magnoliopsida, Solanales, Solanaceae.
CCUAUUAUCACAAUAUUACCUUACAUCUUUUCCAAAGAAGAAUAUAUCAUAUUUUCCUUGUUCUAAUCUCUUCCUCUUUUCAACUAUCAUGAGUAGCUACCAGGCUCAAGGUGCGCCUUUUUUAUACGCACAGCAACAGCCACAGGGUGGUGCUCUUGUUGCUCCACCACCACCGGCUGGUUAUCCAACUAGAGAUGUACAAGGCGAUUCAUCUGCUCCAGUCACUACUCAAUCCAGAGGUGAUGGCUUCUGGAAGGGCUGUUGUGCUGCCUUAUGUUGCUGCUGUGUCUUGGAUGCUUGUUUCUAACAAGUGACGCCAGUUUCCCUCAGUGUGGAUUUACUUUUAUUCCUUGUAAUGUUAUGUUUUAUUAAACAACCUUAUUGCCUUGUUCAGAUUUUCUUGAUGUAAAGUUUAUUUGGGAUUUCAUUUUUACAUCCCUUUGAUGAUAUUCGUUAAACAUAUGUUUUGAGAUAUUGUUAUUAAUUAAUUAAUUAAUGUUUUUGGUUGUUUGGUGAUCAA